GCAGCGCAGCCCUCCGCGGACGCCCCCGCCUGGGGGCCGCGGAUAGCGGAGGGUCCGCUGGGUCGCGGGCCAGACGCCGGGAGUUGCAGGCCCCCAGGUGGCUGCCGGGGCCGGCCGCCCUGCUGCCCCCCGUUCCCCGCAGGAGUAGCGCAGGCGGAGCGGCCUGGCCCGGGACGGUACCCAGGCACCGCACCCCAGACGCCCUGCAGUUCCGGCGGGGUCCCGGGCGGCGGGUAGUGCUGGGCGCCCUCGGCCCCGCUCCUCGCUCCCCAGCCCGCGCGCAGCCUGCGGCCCCUCCCCUAGCUCCCCCAGCUCGGGCGGCGGGCCAGGCCACCCCGCACGCUGCUCCCGGACGGAGGAUCCGGCCCGCCGCUCGGCGUGGCCCGAUGGGCAAACUGCCCCGCUCCUCCGGACCCAGGUUCCGACCCGGCCGCUCGGCGUGGCCCGGUGGGCAAACUGGCCCGCUGGUCCAGCCUGCGGUUGAGGUGGAAGCCGCACCCGGCCGAGCGCGAACACGCAAGUCUGUCCCCCCGCCCUCGCAAAGGCGCGUCGCAAACGUCCCAGACGCCAGAGUGGCGCGAAUGCAGCCCCCGUUCAGAGAAGCGCGCGGCGGCCGGGCUCGGUCCGCCGUUGGCCCGGUGCCGGUCCCGUCGCCGCGUCCCGCUCGCAGCUGGCUCGGGCGGCCACGAGGCGGGCACAGCUGGUUGUGCUCCCGGGCAGGCGCUGCGACCCGCCGGGCGUCAGGCUGCACUUCGCGGCCUGCGCUGCCCGGGUGGAGGUCGCUGCCGCAGGCGCGGGUCCCGGGCGACACUCCCACCCAGAAAACUGCGCUGCGUCCGCGGGCCCCCGCGGGAAGCACCCGAGUCGCGGGGACAAGCGGCACGUGAUUCACGACCCCGCGCGCCCUUCCCCUGCCGCGGGCGCCGGGACACCCCCCCCCCGCUUCCCUCCCUCGCAACCGUAACCAAGGGGCGUGGCUCAGCCCCGCCAGGUGGAAUGUCCCAAGCUUAUGAAUAUUUGGGCGUUCAAAUAAGGCCCCGCCUACGUUGCCAUGGCACUCGGGCCCGCAUCCACGCGGCCGGAAGAACAGCCCUGCGUCCGAGAGAGCGCCAGGCGACGGUGCAGUCCCCAGGGCCGGACCCGGGCGGACCCCGGGCCACACCCGCAGGGAUCAUGAUGCCAGAGUCCAGGGCCAGGUGCAAACAUCUUUGUCUUUAAGGACCAACACCAGGUGCCACCUGGGGACACAUGCUGCCUCUUUGCCCAGAUGUUUGACCCACAGCAGGAGAAGGCAGUUGCCUGCAGGUGGCCAACCCAGCACCCCCAGCUCCCAGCCCUCAUGGGCCUCAGAGGAGGAGGCCUACAGCCAGCACUGCUGACGGAUGAGGAGAAACCCGGAGAGGUUAGUCUUGAAUGGACCCAGCCUGGGACAGAUCCCGGGGGCCUCGGCCAAGCACGGCCAGCAUCCGGGUACGGGAGCUGAGCUGGCAGGGCCUGCGCAACCCCUGCCCGCAAAGCAAGGGCCUGGGCAGCCAUGGGGGCAGCCGCAGAGAACAGCUGGUGGAGCACUACCUGUCCCCUGCCCGGCUGCAGGCCCUGGCCCGGGUGGACGACCUGCAGCUGGUGCGGGUGCUGGAGAUGUGUGUGGACACCCGUGAGGGCAGCCUGGGGAACUUCGGGGUGCACCUGCCCAACCUGAACCAGCUGAAGCUGAACGGCAGCCGCCUGGGCUCCCUCAGAGACCUGGGCACCUCUCUGGGCCGCCUGCAGGUGCUAUGGCUGGCUCGCUGCGGCCUGAAUGACCUGGAUGGCAUCGGCUCCUUCCCAGCACUGAAGGAACUCUACGUCUCCUACAACAACAUCUCCGACCUAAGCCCGCUGUGCCUGCUGGAGCAGCUGGAGGUGCUGGACCUGGAGGGCAACAGUGUGGAGGACCUGGGGCAGGUGCGCUACCUGCAGCUGUGCCCACGGCUGGCCACGCUCACCCUGGAGGGGAACCUGGUGUGCCUGCGGCCGGCCCCUGACCCCUCCAACAAGGCGCCCAGGGACUAUAACUACAGGGCAGAGGUGAAGAAGCUUGUGCCCCAGCUGCAGGUGCUAGACGAGGUGCCAGCCACGCGCCCAGGCCCGCCCGCCACCCUGACGCUGACCCAGGACUGGCUUGUGGUGAAGGAGGCCAUCCAGAAGGGCAGCGUCCUCCCCUGGCUGGCAGAUUGUCUCCGCGGAGCCCCCAUGCAGAGACUCGACCCCGAGCUGUCCCUGCCUGAGACCCAGCCCCGGGCCCCCAGGCCCUGGCCCUUCUCCCUGCUGGUCCCUGGGGGCCCCUUGCCUCAAGGCCUGCUUCCUGAGGACCCAGCCCCGGCAGACAACGCCAGCAAUCUCACUCAUGGCACCUGGGGUCCCAGCAGGAAGGGGCCACAGCCCCCUGGGGCCCACGAAGGGCCCCUGAAGAGCAAGACGACCAGGCUGAGCCCAAGACUCCCUGCAGCCCCCAGAGCCUGGCCUCAGGUACUAAGCCUGCCCGCCCGACCCCAGUGCCUGAGAGUGACCCCACAUCCCUCUGCAAUGCAGGGCCCCCACCUCAGACCGGCAGGAGUCAGCCUGGCCCCCCUUCCUCAGCUGGCUCUGAGAGGGGCUGACAGAAAGGUGCUCCCCUGGGGGUCAGGGGUUCACAACCUGGGAAGGCAAUCCCAGGUCUCCCGUCCCCGAGCCAUGGACCUGGAGACCACCUGGCCUGGACACCAGAGAGACAGGGCAUUCCAGAAAAGGGAACAAGCCAGGUGUGUGAGCAAGCCAAGGCCAGGGUGCCAGCAAGCAGGACGUGCCCGCUGGGCAGUUGUCAGGGGCAGGCACCAGGUGGAGGGAGGCCGCCAGGUCCACUUUAGACCAAGGAGGGAGGGCACCCCCCCUCACCUGAAGACGGGACCUGUCUGGGCUUGGGGGUAUAGGAUUAAGCAGGCAGAGCCCUCUCUGGAGGACGUUGGUGCAAGACUGAACAUAGCUGCAAGGCAGAGAGGGCCCUCGCCCGGCCUGGUGGGCAAGCCUGGGGUGGGGCAGCAGGGGCAGCAGGACAGACAGGAUACGGCAGGCCGAGCCCCUGCCCUUCCACGUGCUGGCUGGUAUCUGGGGAGGGGGCAGAGAGAGGAGCGGGCCCUCAGAGAGUCCAGAGGGCGUAGCGCUGGCUGUCUAGUGGACAAGGGCUGCAGGGGCUGAGAGCGGGCAGGCAGGGCAGCUGCAGCAGGGCAGCCAGGAGGAGGAGGAGCGGCCAGAGUGGUGGUGAGGUGGGGCUCGGGCUCCUACUCCAGAUGCCAGUCCAGGUGGGCACCGGAGGGCCAGGACCAGCUGCCCUGUGCUGGUGGAGCCUCGCUCUCUAUCAGAGGUUUAGGAACUGGCCAGGGGCCACCAGCCUGUGAGCAGGCCCUCAGGGACAGGACCCAGGUGGCCCAAAGGCAGAGCGCAGGCCUUGUGGCCUCUUUGCCUGGUCCAGAAGUG
This is a messenger RNA of Lemur catta (Ring-tailed lemur), 3492 nucleotides long. It is a transcript of the gene LRRC56, whose product is annotated as leucine rich repeat containing 56. NCBI's taxonomy places the organism in Eukaryota, Metazoa, Chordata, Mammalia, Primates, Lemuridae. The record is from RefSeq and is a predicted model, not a curated record. The coding region runs from base 1414 to 3213 and encodes 599 amino acids. The transcript has 12 exons. Gene Ontology annotation, molecular function: protein binding.